AUGAAGAUCUUUUAUUAUCUUUUUCAUUUUCUGUGUUAUGCGACCUUCGUUCUACCAGGUAAUAGAUGCUUCUGGUCCUUGGUGGAUCCUGAACGAUGCUCAAAAUUGUACGGUCAAUGUAAGAGACGCUGUCCUAAAUAUGAAAAGCAAAUUGAACUGUGUUUGUCACCAAGUAAGGUUUGCUGCAUUGAGAGGUCAUUCGAGGAUAAUUGA
Molecule: messenger RNA, 213 nt
Organism: Rangifer tarandus platyrhynchus (Svalbard reindeer)
Lineage: Eukaryota; Metazoa; Chordata; Mammalia; Artiodactyla; Cervidae
Source: the annotation of a GenBank genome assembly